AUUAAGCAUCUCUGUUCUCUUUAAUUUCUUGUUAGCAAUGCAACUUUUUGUCAAGUCUCUUGCCGGCAACACCCUCGCUUUUGAGGUUGCCCCUACCACUUCAGUUGAAAAUGUAAAGGCCAUGAUUGCCGCUCGCGAAGGUAUUGAUGCCGAAUAUCAAUGUCUUUCUUUUGCCGGUAAGUCUCUUCAAAACUCUCAAGCUCUCGUUCUUUAUGGUGUUCAAGAUAAUUCUACUCUUCACCUUAACGCUGAACUUCUCGGUGGUGGUAAGAAGAGAAAGAAGAAGACUUACACUACCCCCAAGAAGAUUAAGCACAAGCGCACUAAGGUUAAGUUGGCUAUUCUCAAGUACUAUAAGGUUGAUGAGUCUGGUAAGAUCACUCGUCUUCGUCGUGAAUGCCCUAACGCUACCUGUGGUGCUGGUGUCUUCAUGGCUAAGCACAAAGAUCGUCAAUAUUGUGGCAAGUGUCACUUAACUUAUGUUUUCCAAAAGGAACAACAAGCUUAAGUUUUCUUUUUGUGAAGAAGAAAAAAAACAGUUGUAAUUACUAGCAAUAAAUAAAGUUAAUAUUAUGUUUACUUCAUUUUAUUUC
Cokeromyces recurvatus is the source of this 593-nucleotide messenger RNA. RefSeq names its product ribosomal protein S27a-domain-containing protein. Gene Ontology annotation, molecular function: structural constituent of ribosome; ubiquitin protein ligase binding; protein tag activity. Bases 38 to 508 code for a protein of 156 amino acids. Lineage: Eukaryota; Fungi; Mucoromycota; Mucoromycetes; Mucorales; Mucoraceae. Gene Ontology annotation, biological process: modification-dependent protein catabolic process; protein ubiquitination; translation. The transcript has 3 exons. The record is from RefSeq and is a predicted model, not a curated record. Gene Ontology annotation, cellular component: nucleus; ribosome; cytoplasm.